Messenger RNA from Cladocopium goreaui, 1328 nucleotides. The record is from the annotation of a GenBank genome assembly. NCBI's taxonomy places the organism in Eukaryota, Dinophyceae, Suessiales, Symbiodiniaceae.
UCCGCCCGCUGCUUUUGCCGCUUUGUUUAUCAGUCGAAUCCCUCGAUUUUGAGCCCCGGGCUCAUCAAGGUUUGAGAUCGACACCAUGCGUCAGCUUAGCAGGCUAGCACGACUGCCUCUACAGAGGCAUAAAGCGAGCGCUUGGGCUGAGAAUGCCAAGGUGCUCGAUUGGUCGCGAAGGUUUAGCGCAAUUUCUGCCGCGCAGGUGAAGGAGUUGAGAGAAAAGACUGGUGCUUCCAUGGGCAAGUGCCGGGAAGCUCUGAAGGAAGAGAACGGAGACUUGGAGAAGGCAGUGGACUGGCUGAAGAAGAGGGGCGUUCGUUCCAUGGAGAAACGAUCUGCCGAGUCAGCUGAAGCUUUGCUUUCUUUGGGCCUAGAUCGAGCUGGCACAAUUGUAGAGCUGCGGGCCGAGACAGACUUCGUCACACGGAGUGAGCUGUUUCAGCAGACAUUGCGACAUUUAGCACAAAUGAUAGCGGCAGCACCGGAUGAUGCAGCAGCCGGAAUCGAGGCUGCUAUGAACAUGCAGAUCCGGGAUGGUCCAAACAGACCGCCGCAGCUGCGAACAGGUGCAACUCUGUCAGAGGCGCUCCUGGAGCUGGGAAGUGUCCUGGGAGAGAAACUUGUUCUUGGAAACGUACACAUUCUGUCUCCACCGCCCGGUGGCAUUGUAGCUGGCUAUGUGCAUCCAAAAUCGGUUGAUAGCAUGCAGGGCACUGGGCGAAUGGCUGGCUUAGUCUCUUUGAGAUCACCUGACGGUUUGGGCAGCUCACCAGAUGCCUUCCACACAACUGCCAGCCGUUUAGCAAGACACAUUGUCGCUGCGCAGCCGCGGUUCGUCAGCGUUGAUAGCAUUCCGGCGGAGACCUUGCGGAAAGAGCGUGAGGUCUUCAAGGCUGCCCAUUUCGAGCAGAUCGGCCCGAGGAUGGCUGGCACCAUCACGGAGGAGGUUCUGAAAAAGGUCCUGGAUGGCAAGACCAAUAAGUUUUACCAGGAAUACGUCUUGGCAUGUCAAGAGCUUGUGAGUCCGCAGGUGUCAUCUGAGAAAAAGGUGGUACCAGUGGCGGAGUGGCUUGAGGCGGAAGCGAAGCAGUUGGGCCUCAGUCGCAUUUUGGUCGAGGACUUCAAGCUUGCAGUGCUGUAAAGCCUGCCCUGCAUGGCAGCUUGACUUCGCCGGAUGGAGCUUGGCCGGUUCAAAAUUCUUGGACUGGCUCAGCUCAAAUAGCUGUCUGCAGAAAUUCUUUGUAAUCGGUGGACAGGUACUUGAACAACCUUAUGUCUUGGUGACUGCACACCCGUGCUGGUGCUUGUGCAAGUCAAAGGCAAAA